This is a messenger RNA of Debaryomyces hansenii CBS767, 1725 nucleotides long. RefSeq names its product Gpt1p (gene GPT1). NCBI's taxonomy places the organism in Eukaryota, Fungi, Ascomycota, Pichiomycetes, Serinales, Debaryomycetaceae. The transcript has a single exon. Gene Ontology annotation, molecular function: transmembrane transporter activity. The record is from RefSeq and is a predicted model, not a curated record. Gene Ontology annotation, biological process: transmembrane transport. The coding region runs from base 1 to 1725 and encodes 574 amino acids. Gene Ontology annotation, cellular component: membrane.
AUGGGAGAAAAUUUUAAAAGUUCCAACAAGAUACAUCCUGUGGUGUCAAAUAUACUUGUUGAUGAUUUGCAUAUUACAUCGAUACUAUCUAAUCAGAAUAUCACGAUUAACGUGGACCAUGAGAUUGAUAAGGAUGAAGCAUUAAUAUUAGCUUUAGGAUACAAACAAGAGUUCAAACGUGAGUUCUCUCUCUGGACAUUAUUUGCGGUCUCAUUUAGUGUCUUGGGAUUACUUCCAUCUAUCGCAGCUUGUUUUGAUUACCAACAGUUGGUGGUGGGGAUGUCGCCAGUUCCAUGGAUUUUGGCGAUUAUUUUUAUUUCAUCGGUUGCAUUAUCCAUGGCUGAAGUUGCCAGUGCGUUUCCCACUUCACUGGGAACGCCGUAUGCGGUAUCACAGCUAGCACCUCCAAGAUGGGCGCCUGUAUUAACGUGGCUAACCUGUUGCAGUAACUGGUUGUGUCAAAUCACUGCGGCACCAUCUGUUAAUAAUAGUUGUGCUUGGUUAAUUUUGGCAUUAAAGACUUAUAAUUCUAACGAUGGGUAUAGUCCAUCCUAUGGGGAGGUAUAUGGCUUAACGACUGGAAUUCAAAUAGUUCAUGGGAUUAUAUCUUCCAUGCCUACUAGAUGGUUGGCCACGUUUAAUUCUAUGGGGACAAUUACCAACAUUUUGUUCUUGGUUAUUGUAUUUGUAAUGAUUUUGGGAGGAAAUGAUCGUCAAGAUCAUUUUAACGAUAUUACAAAAUUCAAUUCAAAUGAUACCGCUUGGAAGUUCUAUAACCAGACCGACUGGCCAAUGGGUAUUGCAGUCUUACAAUCUUUCUUGGGUGUAAUUUGGGCUAUGUCGGGGUACGAUUCACCAUUCCAUUUAUCAGAAGAAUGUUCCAAUGCUAAUGUGGCCGCUCCAAGAGCCAUCAUACUUACAGCAACUUGUGGUGGUGGUAUCGGUUUCUUAUUCAUGAUAGCUAUUGCAUAUACGUUGGUUAGUAUUGACCAGAUUGCCGAAGAUCCGCAGGGUCUAGGGCAGCCUUUCGUUACUUAUUUAACUCAAAUAUUGAGCAAGAAAGCAGUCAAUGCAGCCACAGCAUUAACAAUCAUAUCUUCUUUUUUCAUGGGUUGCUCAUGUAUGUUAGCAGCGUCCAGAGUUACCUAUGCCUAUGCCAGAGAUGGAUUUUUUCCGUUAUCUAGAUAUUGGAAGAUUGUCAAUAAGAAAACACAAACACCUAUUAAUGCAGUAUGGGUUAACUUAUUUAUCGGUCAACUCUUGUUAUUACUCCAGUUUGCGGGCGAUACUGCUAUAGGCGCCAUCUUUUCCGUAGGUGGAAUUUCAGGCUUUGUUUCUUUCACCAUGCCAACUUUAUUAAAGAUCACUUAUGCUAACAAGUCUUUCAAGAGAGGCCCUUGGCAUUUGGGUAGAUGGUCAAGGCCUAUUGGUUUUGUAUCAGUGGCAUUUGUAACAGUAAUGAUUCCAAUAUUAUGUUUCCCCACAGUGAGAGGUGACGACUUGACCCUCGAUCAGAUGAACUGGACUGUAAUUGUUUAUUUCGGACCUAUGCUUUUGUCAUUGUUAUGGUUCGUUAUCGAUGCCCAUAAAUGGUAUAAAGGUCCUAGACCAAAUAUUAAUGAUGAAGAUAUUGUCUACGGUAACUCGACUAUAAUUGAUGGUUAUGACAAUGAGAAACGGAAUCAUAAUGAAGUUAUAUCUUCAAAAGAUAAUGAUUUUAUUUAA